Messenger RNA from Pogona vitticeps (central bearded dragon), 2662 nucleotides. RefSeq names its product ARF like GTPase 6 interacting protein 6 (gene ARL6IP6). Lineage: Eukaryota; Metazoa; Chordata; Lepidosauria; Squamata; Agamidae. The record is from RefSeq and is a predicted model, not a curated record.
UGCUUUCAAAACAUUUUUGCUUCCGGGUGUUUUUUUUUUUAAAAUUUCCGUGCGCGGGAAAGCAAAGGCGUGGGGCCUUGGUCGCCAUGGCUGUGUACUACAGGCGCUCCGAGGUCCCUGCCAGCCGCAGGGGCCCAGUGGGGCCUAGGCUGUCCGAGAGAGGAGGAGGAGGAGGAGGAGGGACUCGCGGCCCCGAGGCUGACAUCGGGGAGGGAGGCGGCGAAAGUGGAAGCGGUGAGGGACCUCCCGCCCCUCGAGCUGCCUUCACGCCGUUGCCACACGGAGCCGACGCGGCGGGGCGCCGGUGGCCGAGCCGGGCUUGCUCCGUCCUGUGCUGCCUCGUGGCUGUGGCCGUGCUGGCCUUGCUGCUGGCGGUGGCCUGCCUGGUGCUCCGAGAUUUGCGUUAUGAAAAAGAGAAGACUAAUGACAGUGUAGAAACAAGCAUUUUAGGAUUUUGGAGUCUUCUUGUUCUAGCCUUAAUAAGCGGGCUAUCAUGUUGCAGCUUUUCAUGGACAGUGACAUAUUUUGAUUCCUUUGAACCGGGAAUGUUUCCUCCUACUCCACUGUCACCUACACGAUUCAAGCGAAUGACUGGACACUCGUUCCACAUGGGCUAUAGUAUGGCCAUACUGAAUGGAAUAGUUGCAGCUCUUACUAUAAUAUGGUGCCUCUUCUAGUUAGUGGACUGGAGUCUGUUGUAAUGUGUCAAUUAUGUAGACGGCAAUUGGACUAUGAGCUGUUCCCGUGUACCACAUUUCCACGAGAAUAUCAUUACUAUGUACAUUCUCCACAUUGAUGCCAAAUGUUCUGAGAAGCAGCUGUAAAUGUUAAUGGCUUAUUGGCAAGGAAAGCCAGAUGCCUCUCUGCAGAGACGUGUUGCCACAGCGAAGUUGUUUUAAAUUGAUUCUACUGUAUUGUGUUAGGGCUGUUAGAAUGUUUAUGAUGUGCAUGGCAUUACUCCUAGUGAACUGUACACUGCCUUUUAAUUCUACUGCCAAACAAACUUUCAGAUCUUAUUUUUAACUGCAGGUUCAGUGAGUUAUAUGUUGCCCCAAUGAGAAAAGAAUGAGGUGGAAACUUACAUUUUAUGAGAUAAUUUGGGGGUGAGAAAGAUUUUAACUUGUGAAAUAUUAGUUAGUGGAUAUGUUUACUUUUUAGAUACUGUAGGGGAUCAGAUACUGCAUAUUCAGAUAAACAUAUUUCAGGUAUUUUGUAUUAUACAGUGGAUGGAAAUUAGACUUCCUUUGCAAAUGUAGGAAAAAGCACUCUUGCUACAACCUCUCCCAAAUAAGUGUCUUCCAGAUACUUUGUAGUAAAAUUCUCAUCAGCCCGUCCACCAUGGCCAAUGGGCAAGAACUGCAAAACAUAUGGAAGACUGGAACAAUACUGAUUGGUGGGUGCAAGCUUUUGAGUUUUAAAAUUCUUCAGGCAAAAUGAAAAGGCUCAAUGUGAUUCAAACUUUGGAUUUAGUACUAUCUGAACGUUGUAUCCUCAGAGUGGAGUGGAGAGUAGUUUGGUGUAUAAGUGGACUUCUGCCAGACAGAAGUAGAUGUGGUGAGAUGAUAUUUUCCUCUCUCCAAGCAGCCGUUUGUGCCUUACAUAAGUUUUCCAGAGUGUUCCCCAACAUACUGGAAGAUACCAAGAAGCAGAGGUAUAAAUCAGCAAUGACGUUCCUCUUUCUCCAGAGAGAAGCUGAAACAAAUAUCUCAUGAGCAGAAUUCUGUAAAAGCAGAACUCAUGAUGUUCUCACCAGGAGAUGCAAGAUUUGACCUAAAAGCUUAUUUUUAAUUACAUAGUUAUAAGAGUUAUCUUGUGUUAUGGCUGCAUCAAAUAUAUGUAGCUUCUUAUAGUUAAACAUGUGUACAAAUAAAAUUUGACAUCCAGUAGCUGUUCAUUUUUGAAAGCAUUUCCUUUUGGUAUGGCAGUUCUUUUUCAUGUGCACAUCUUCCAUCCUAAUUGUCAUUUGAUGUGUACUUAAUCUUAGUGUGAUUGUUAUUAUAUUCUGAGUGACACUGAAUGUAAUGUAUUUGAGUGUAAUGUUAAACUGGUUUGCAUUGCACAUACAAACCAAGGCCUAAUGAGGUUCUCCUUCUUUGUCUGGCAUUAUAUAAGGAGAUUAGAAGUGAUGACUUCUGUUUUGAACUGAACAUACUUGUUUAUUGUGUUCCAAGUUGGACCAACUUGGUUGUAUUAGUCUAGAUGGGCGGAAUAUAAAUAAAAUAAAAUAAAAUAAAAAAGAUGGUUUAGGGAAAGGAGCUGAUUUCAAACAGGUUUGUAAUUUUGGCUUAUUUUUCUAAACCAUGGUUAAACUUAAUCACAGUUCUAGAUUUUGAAAUGAUGUGUAAUGAUGCUGAUAAGUAAGGAAGUCAUGUUUCUUUAAAAAGGGGAGUGAACGCUUCUGAUCUCUUCCUUGCAGCCAUACCAAAAGAAAGGUAGGGAGUGAGCAAAGAUGUAUCUGUAUAUUUUGAUCUGUACAUUUUGCUGAUUGCAUAUAUUACAUGAACAGAACUAUAUUUAAAAGCCAUUAACUAUGUGAUAUGUAUAUUUUGUGUAGUAUCAACAUGAUUGUUAGGACAACCAAUUUAGGCAAUGUAAUUAUUUUAAAAAUGUGUGUAUCAUGCAUGUGAACGCAACAGCUAAAUAAUAAAUGGAGAUAUGAAUA